Messenger RNA from Suillus fuscotomentosus, 1047 nucleotides. RefSeq lists its product as uncharacterized. Bases 1 to 1047 code for a protein of 348 amino acids. Lineage: Eukaryota; Fungi; Basidiomycota; Agaricomycetes; Boletales; Suillaceae. The record is from RefSeq and is a predicted model, not a curated record. The transcript is spliced from 9 exons.
AUGGUGGAUAUGCUAGUAAGGGGUCAACUAAAACCAGUGAUCACCAACAUCACCAAUCAUCUAAAUCAACUGCUUUACAACAUUUUCAAGGUCACAGAAGAUGAUGCAUCAAGGUGUAAACUACUAGGAAUUUUUUAUGAGGUACUAGAUAUAAUACCAAAUAUGAUGGAUAUGCUAGUAAGGGAUCAACUACAACCAGUAAUCACCAACAUCACCAAUCUUCCAAAUCAACUUCUUCCCACCAUUCUUAAGGCUAUAGAAGAUGAUUCACCAAGUUGUAAACUUCCAGGAAUUUUUUAUGAGGUACUAGAUAUAGCUACAGAAGAUGAUUCACCAAGUUAUAAACUGCCAGUAAUUUUUUAUGAGGUACUAGAUAUGGUACUAGACAUGGUGGAUAUGCUAGUAAGGGGUCAACCACACCUAGUGAUCACCAACAUCACCAAUCAUCUCAAUCAACUGCUUUCCACUAUUUUUAAUGUCACAGAAGAUGAUGCACCAAGUUAUGAACUGCUAGUAAUUUUUUAUGAGCUACCAAAUAUGAUAGAUAUGCUAGCUACAGAAGAUAAUUCACCAAGUUAUAAACUGCCAGGAAUUUUUUAUGAGGUACUAGAUAUGGCUACAGAAGAUGAUUCACCAAGUUAUAAACUUCUAGGAAUUUUUUAUGAGGUAUCAGAUAUGGUCACAGAAGAUGAUGCACCAAGUUAUGAACUGCCAGUCAUUUUUUAUCAGGUACUAGACAUGGUGGAUAUGCUAGUAAGGGGUCAACCACACCUAGUGAUCACCAACAUUACCAAUCAUUUGCACAACAUGCUUCCUACCAUUCUUAAGGUCACAGAAGAUGAUGCACUUAGUUACAAACUACCAGCAAUUUUUUAUGAGGUACCAAACAUGGUGGAUAUGCUAGUCACAGAAGAUGAUGCAUCAAGGUGUAAAAUACUAGGAAUUUUUUAUGAGGUAUCAGACUUGGUCAUAGAAUUCAAUGGACCAAGAUUUGGAGCACUAGCAAUUUUUUCUAAGGUUGUAGCCCAUCUUCUCCUCCUCCCCUAG